This is a messenger RNA of Neopsephotus bourkii (Bourke's parrot), 1421 nucleotides long. Its product is annotated as prostaglandin F2 receptor negative regulator-like. The record is from RefSeq and is a predicted model, not a curated record. Bases 183 to 1421 code for a protein of 412 amino acids. The transcript is spliced from 4 exons. NCBI's taxonomy places the organism in Eukaryota, Metazoa, Chordata, Aves, Psittaciformes, Psittacidae.
GAGGGGGCGGGCGCUGGAGAAAGUUUGUCUCUGUGGUUGGCUGCGCCGCGCGGCGCGGCCAGUCGGGGCGGGCGGGCGGCUCCGUGUGCUCGCAGGGCGGCGGGACGCGAGCUGUUGGCCGAAGAGCACGCUGCCGGCGGUCCUGCUCGCGCAGGAAGAGGCACCCGCGUAAUCCUGCCAGCAUGGGUCACCGCGGGCUCAAGGCGUCCUGCCUGCUUCUCUUCGUUCUCCUGCUGCUGCUCGCUGUCUGCAGAGGGCGUGUUGUGAGGGUUCCCAAAGGUCCUCUUAUUCGAGUGGUGGGAACGGAGGUGGAGAUCCCUUGCAGUGUUAGUGACUACGAUGGACCCAGUGAACAGAACUUUGACUGGGAAUUCUCCCAGGAGACUGACUUCGUAAGGAUAGUGAGUACCUGGGAUUCUACAUUCACCUCUGAGGAGUACCAAAACCGCGUAGGCUACGGGGAUAUCAAACUGAGACGGAGCAGCAAUGAUGCUGUGGAACUUGUGAUUAGAAACAUCCAGCCAACUGACCAAGGGAGAUACAAAUGCUCCACGCCCAGCACUGAUGCCACCGUUCAGGGAAAUUAUGAUGCAGAGGUCCAAGUGAAAGUGAUUUCCGAUGGCUUAUCCGUGAGUGGUUCAAAAGCACGUUCCUCAGUGUCUCUCAGGCUGUCUGAGGGUGACUCCUUCAAGCUGCGCUGCUCAGCAAUUACCACCUCACCAGAGCACACUCACCUGCAUAUGACUUGGCAGAGCAAAAAUGGAUCAACUUGGUGUGAUAUCCUGUCUUUGACUCAUGAGGGCAAAUUCCAGCCGGGCCCUGGCUACGAAGAGCGCUACCAAAAUGGAGAUAUUCGCUUGGACACGGGGGCAGAUGACACGUAUUGGUUGUCUGUGUCCCAGGCCUCGUCGGUGGAUGAGGGUGCCUACAGGUGUCUUGUGAGUGAGUGGGUAAGAGGGGCAGAUAGCUCAUGGCAGAAGAUCCAGGAGAAGAGUGUGGAGAUAGCAAAUGUGACAAUCCAGCGCACUGCUCUAGAUGUGGUCAUCUCAACAAGCAAUGUGUCUGUGACUGAAAGAGAUUCCCUGGAUCUUAUGUGCAGCAUCACAACAGACCGGAGUGGUAUUUUCCAAGCAGAGGUGAUGUGGUAUUUUUCUGCAUCACCUGAUGCUACCUUGUCAGAUGCUCAGGUUUUGCUGAGCAUGGACCAUGAUUCUGUUGUGAGUGAUUCAACUCUAAUCAGCCUGAGCCAUGUCGAUAGGAACUCCUAUCGCCUGUUGGUACGUGAUGUGGAUGUGGGAGACUCUGGCUACUACUUCUGCCAAGCAGCUGUUUGGGUGCCACUGCAUAACGGAAGUUGGCAUAAGGUGGUGGAGAGAACAUCUGCACCUGUCAGUGUGGUGGUGACAGUAUUAGGUGAGUGA